CCCUCACACAUACACAUCCCUUCCCGCCUCCAUUCUCUUCUCAACCCUAAUAUCCCCUCCAAAAACCUCCAGACAUCAGCCAUGAAAGUACCUGAAAAUGAAGUAAAAGCUCUAACAAAUUCCAUAACUCAGCUCCUCAGUUCUCUCUCCAGCUCAGUCCCACAAGCCCAGUGCUUCAAAAGUAAAUGGUCUAUCAUUUCUUCGAAACUCUCCACUCUGGAAUCCCUUGUUUCCGACCUUUGUAACUCAUGCUCGGCUACCACAACCAGCGCCACCGGUUCUCUAGCCGUAGACCUUCUUCAGAGUCUUGUCACUACACUCACCGACGCGCUCUCGUUGUGCAUGCUCUGCCACGCGCCGACCCCGCCUCACGGGAAGCUCAAGACUCAAAACGACGUCGACUCGAUCACGGCUAAGCUCGACAACCACACCAGAGACCUCGACGUUCUCAUCAAAAGCGGCGUUCUCCUCCACCCCCAGAACGCCGUCGUUGCAGCAGCGCCAGCAGCAACGACACCGACUAGAGAAUCCGUCCGGGCCGAGUUCCGCAACCUCAUAACUCGUCUUCAGAUUGGCUCCACCGAGUCGAAGAAUUCGGUUCUUGACUCGGUGCUGAAUCUUCUACAAGAGGAUGACAAGAACGUUCUCAUCGCGGUGGCGCAGGGGAUUGUUCCGGUGCUCGUCAGAACACUGGAUUCCAACACCCAUCAUCUGGAAAUGAAGGAGAAAAUCGUGGCGGCGAUCGCUAAAAUCUCAACCGUUGAUUCCAUUAAGCAUGUUCUGAUCGCGGAAGGUCUCGGCUUGCUGAAUAAUCUCCUCCGGGUUCUGGAAUCUGGCAGCGUUUUCGCCAAGGAAAAGUCCUGUAUAGUCCUCCAAGUACUGAGCAAUUCCAAGGAAAAUACGAGGGCAAUUGGGUCAAGAGGAGGGGUUUCGUCAUUAUUAGAGAUUUGUAACGAUGGUACCCCAAAUUCACAAGCUAUGGCUGCUGGAGUUUUACGUAUUUUAUCCGUUUAUCCGGAAAUUAAGGAGAAUUUUAUCGAGGAAAACGCUGUAAUGAUCUUACUGGGGCUGUCGAAUUCAGGCACUAUAUUGGCACAGGAAAAUGCUAUAGGUUGUUUGAAUAAUUUGGUUGUUAAGGAUGAUAAUCUUAAAUUGUUGAUUGCUCGAGAAGGCGUGAUCGAGAGCAUGAAAAACUAUUGGGAUUCUAUUAAUUCAGUUCAGAAUCUCGAGGUUGCAAUUGUUAUGAUUCAGAUUUUAGCUUCUUGUCCGUUGAUAGUGGAAAAUCUUGUGGCUGAUGGGUUCCUGAAUCGAGUUGCUGGGGUCUUGAGCUGCGGAGUAUUGGGGUGUCGUAUUGCUGCAGCUAAAGCUGUUUACGAAUUGAGUUACAACACGAAAACCCGGAAAGAACUGGGCGAAAUUGGAUGCAUUUCUGCGUUGGUGAGGAUGAUGGAUGGAAAAGCAGUUGAGGAAAAGGAAGUAGCCGCAAAGGCAUUGUCGAGUUUGAUGGCAUUCCCGGGGAACAGGAGGAUUUUCAAGAAGGAAGAAAAGGGGAUUGUUAGCGCAGUUCAACUUUUGGAUCCCUUGGUCCAGAAUUUGGAUAAGAAGUACCCUGUUUUGAUACUCAUCUCCCUGGUUCAUUCCAAGAAAUGCCGUAAACAAAUGGUUGGUUCUGGGGCUUGUUCGCAUUUGCAGAAACUGGUGGAGAUGGAGAAUGUCGAUGGCGCUAAGAAGCUGUUGGAAAGCUUAGGUCGUGGGAAGCUAUGGGGAGUCUUUGGCAUUCAUUGAUUGAUGAUUCAGAAGUGAAAAAACUGAUUCUAGUGGAUGCUGCUUAAUCUGUAUGUAGUGCUAUACUUUGUCAUUGUUCUUGUUUCUUGUAAUUUCAUCUUUUUGUUUUUGUUUUUCAGUUUUUGUUUAUAAAAUUUGUGUUUAGGAUUUGAAGUAGAGGAAGUAAAUGUGAUUAGUCCUAGUGAUGAAGAUUUGGGUACAGGGAUGAGUAAAGAGUAAAAUCUUUGGUUGGGUGACCUAACUUGAAUUAGGAGUUCAUAGAUUUGUGUUUUUCUACCAAAACCCAAUAAGUUUAUACUAGCAGUAGUACUAUUGAAUAAAGAUGGUUAUGCCUA
Messenger RNA from Coffea eugenioides, 2120 nucleotides. RefSeq lists its product as uncharacterized. NCBI's taxonomy places the organism in Eukaryota, Viridiplantae, Streptophyta, Magnoliopsida, Gentianales, Rubiaceae. The transcript has a single exon. The coding region runs from base 82 to 1785 and encodes 567 amino acids. Gene Ontology annotation, molecular function: protein binding. The record is from RefSeq and is a predicted model, not a curated record.